Molecule: messenger RNA, 1962 nt
Organism: Adineta steineri
Lineage: Eukaryota; Metazoa; Rotifera; Eurotatoria; Adinetida; Adinetidae
Source: the annotation of a GenBank genome assembly
AUGAAGAUAUUCAUAGCUCUUCUUCUCAUCGCUACUAUUGCUAUUACAUUUACUUUUGCCGCUGAAGAUAAGAAAGAUAUUGGUACUGUAAUUGGUAUUGAUCUUGGUACAACAUAUUCAUGUGUUGGAAUAUUUAAAGAUGGACGUGUAGAAAUUAUUGCUAAUGAUCAAGGCAAUCGAAUAACACCAUCUUAUGUUGCAUUUACAUCUGAAGGUGAACGAUUAAUUGGUGAUGCAGCAAAAAAUCAAUUGACAUCGAAUCCAGAAAAUACUGUAUUUGAUGCUAAGCGACUUAUUGGUCGAACAUUUAGUGAUUCAAAUGUACAACAAGAUAUAAAACAUUUUCCAUUUAAAGUUAUAGAAAAAAAUUCUAAACCAAUUAUUCAAAUUAAUACUGGUAAAGAGGAAAAAUAUUUUACACCAGAAGAAAUCUCAGCUAUGGUUCUUGGUAAAAUGCGUGAAAUAGCUGAAGCUUAUCUUGGAAAGAAAGUCACACAUGCUGUUGUUACUGUUCCUGCUUAUUUUAAUGAUGCACAACGUCAAGCAACAAAAGAUGCUGGAACAAUUUCGGGUUUGAAUAUAAUCCGUAUUAUCAAUGAACCAACAGCUGCAGCAAUUGCUUAUGGUUUAGAUAAGAAGGAAGGUGAAAAAAAUAUUCUUGUUUUUGAUUUGGGUGGUGGUACAUUUGAUGUAUCAUUAUUAACAAUUGAUAAUGGUGUAUUUGAAGUUAUUGCAACAAAUGGUGAUACACAUUUAGGUGGUGAAGAUUUUGAUCAACGUGUUAUCGAUUAUUUUAUAAAAUUAUUUAAAAAGAAAACUGGUAAAGAUGUACGACAAGAUAAGCGUGCUGUACAAAAAUUACGACGUGAAGUUGAAAAAGCUAAACGAGUAUUAUCAUCUCAACAUCAAACAAAAAUUGAAAUUGAAUCAUUCUUUAAUAAUGAAGAUUUUAGUGAAAUAUUAACACGUGCAAAAUUUGAAGAAUUAAAUAUGGAUUUAUUUCGUUCAACAAUGAAACCAGUACAACAAGCUUUAAAAGAUGCUGGUAUGACAAAGAAUGAUAUUGCUGAAGUUGUUCUUGUUGGUGGUUCAACACGUAUUCCUAAAGUUCAACAAUUAGUAAAGGAAUUUUUUGAUGGUAAAGAACCAUCACGUGGUAUUAAUCCUGAUGAAGCUGUUGCAUAUGGUGCUGCUGUACAAGCUGGAGUUUUAUCAGGCGAAGAACAAACUUCUGUAACUAUAAUAGAUAUUAAUCCAUUAACAAUGGGUAUUGAAACUGCUGGUGGUGUAAUGGCAAAAAUAAUUCCACGUAAUUCAGUUAUUCCAACAAGAAAAAGUCAAGUUUUUUCAACAGCUGUUGAUAAUCAACCAGCAGUUACUAUUAACAUAUUCGAAGGUGAACGACCAAUGACAAAAGAUAAUCAUGCAUUAGGAAAAUUUGAUUUAACUGGAAUACCACCAGCACCACGAGGUGUUCCACAAAUUGAAGUUACAUUUGAAAUUGAUGUUAAUGGUAUUCUUAAAGUUACUGCUGAAGAUAAAGGAACAGGAAAUAAACAGAAUAUUGUAAUCAAUGCAGAUACAAAUCGAUUAUCACCAGAAGAAAUUGAACGUAUGAUAAAAGAUUCAGACCAAUUUGCUGAUGAAGAUAAGAAAGUAAAAGAACGUGUUGAUGCUAAAAAUGAACUUGAAUCAUAUGCUUAUUCAUUAAAAACUCAAUUGAAUGAUAAAGAAAAACUUGGUGGAAAAUUAUCAAAUGAUGAUAAAGAAACAAUUGAAAAAGCUGUUGAAGAACAAAUUCAAUGGUUAGAAUCAAAUCAAGCUGCUGAAAUCGAUGAAUUAAAAGAACAUAAGAAACAACUAGAAGAAAUUGUUACACCAAUUAUUACAAAAUUAUAUGGACAAGGCGGAGCAGGAUCUGAUGAUGUACCACCACCCUCACAUGAUGAUGAGAGUUUGUAA